Pimephales promelas (fathead minnow) is the source of this 4926-nucleotide messenger RNA. The record is from RefSeq and is a predicted model, not a curated record. Lineage: Eukaryota; Metazoa; Chordata; Actinopteri; Cypriniformes; Leuciscidae.
AGCGGAAUCUCUCAGGUGUUUUGAUGAAGUGUCAUGGAGGCUGCUAGCCACCACCACUGCUGACGGUUUUGUUACUGUCUAAAUCCUGGUUUUAAUCACUCAGUCGCUCUGUCAGCUCCUCUAGCGUAAAGGUGAGCAGCCAGUAAAAUCAUGGAGUCCAUGCUCAAUAAACUAAAAAGCACCGUCACUAAGGUGACGGCCGACAUGACCAGCACCAUCAUGGGCAACCCUGUCACCCGUGAGUUUGAGGUGGGCCGACACAUCGCCAGCGGGGGUCCAGGAAUGAGCUGGAGGAUCUACAACGGCACUAAAAAAUCCACCAAACAGGAAGUGGCAGUUUUUGUGCUCGAUAAGAAGAUCAUUGAUCGCUAUCAGAAGUUCGAGAAGGAUCAGAUUAUUGAUUCCCUAAAGAAAGGAGUUCAACAGCUGACCCGGUUACGACACCCGCGCCUCCUCACGGUCCAGCAUCCGCUGGAGGAGUCCAGAGACUGUCUGGCGUUCUGCACAGAGCCCGUGUUUGCCAGUCUAGCCAAUGUGCUCGGCCAAUGGGACAAUCUCCCUAGUCCUGUUCCCACAGACAUCAAAGAAUACAAACUCUAUGAUGUAGAGACGAAAUACGGCUUACUGCAGGUCACAGAGGGUUUGUCGUUCCUGCACAGUGGGGUUAAGAUGGUUCAUGGUAACUUGUGUCCAGAGAACAUCAUCUUGAAUAAGAGCGGAGCCUGGAAGAUCAUGGGCUUUGACUUCAGUAUCUCCUCGAGUAACCCGUCUGACGCUGAGCCCAAGUAUGGGUGUAAAGAGUGGGACCCCAAUCUACCGCCUCUCUGCCUCCCGAACCCAGAAUAUGUCGCUCCUGAGUACAUCCUGUCCGUCAGCUGUGACGUGUCCUCUGACAUGUACUCACUGGGGGUGUUGGUCCACGCCGUGUUUAAUGAAGGCAAGGCCGUCUUUCACGUCAACAAGCAAGACAUAUACAAGAGCUUCAGCCGACAACUGGACCAGCUGAGCCAUCUGAGUCCAGGAGUCUUGAGUCAGAUCCCAGAGGAGGUCCGGGAACACGUGAAGAUGUUGCUCAGCGUCACCUCCAACGUGCGUCCAGACGCAGAUCAGAUGACAAAGAUUCCUUUUUUCGAUGAUGUCGGAGCCAUGACUCUUCAGUACUUCGACUCGCUUUUCCAGCGGGACAACUUGCAGAAGUCUCAGUUCUACAAAGGCCUCCCGAAAGUUCUGCCCAAGUUGCCCAAGAGAGUGGUGAUUUACAGAAUCCUCCCGGCGCUCACGUCUGAGUUCGUGAAUCCUGACAUGGUUCCAUUCGUCCUUCCAAACGUGCUGCUCAUCGCUGAGGAAUGCACUAAGGAGGAAUACGUCCGCCUUGUUCUCCCUGACCUCACCCCAGUUUUUAAACAGCAGGAGCCUGUACAGGCCAGCAACAUGAUUCUGCUGAUAUUUCUACAAAAGAUGGACCUGCUUUUGACCAAAACACCUCCUGAAGACAUCAAGAACAGUGUUCUGCCCAUGGUUUACAGGGCAGUGGAGGCCCCCUCUAUUCAAAUACAGGAACUUUGUCUGAAUAUCAUUCCCACGUUUGCCAAUCUGAUUGAGUACCCAUCUAUGAAAAAUGCACUUAUCCCUCGUAUCAAAUCUGCCUGUUUACAGACAUCCUCGCUAGCGGUGAGGGUGAACUCUCUUGUGUGCCUAGGCAAGAUUCUGGAAUAUCUGGAUAAAUGGUACGUCAUUGAUGAAAUUUUACCAUUCCUUCAACAAAUUCCAUCCAGGGAACCAGCAGUGCUCAUGGGCAUUCUGGGCAUCUACAAGUGCACUUUCACCCAUAAGAAACUGGGCAUCCCAAAAGAGCACCUGGCUGGAAAGAGUUUACCUCAUCUGGUGUCACUUAGUAUUGAUAACAACCUUAACCUUAACCAGUUUAACUCUUUCAUGGCUGUGAUCAAGGACAUGUUGAGUCGCAUGGAGUCGGAGCAUAAGACCAAGUUAGAACAGCUGCACAUCAUGCAGGAGCAGCAGAGGAGUUUAAACAUUACAAACCCAUUGAACCAAUCAGAAGAGACUAAAAACACACCCAGCCCAGCCACAAAAGUAAGAGAUAUUGAUGAGAUCUUUGGUGGCAGUUCAGGAACUGCAGGUGUGAAUGGUAACCAGAAUGGUUCCUCAUCAACUGUUUCACAACUCUCACGAGUAUCUCUUACCCUGGAAGAAAAGCAGCGUUUGGCUAAAGAACAGGAACAGGCUGCUAAACUAAGAAGUCAGCAGCCACUUGCUCCACAGAGCAUCAAACCAGCCACAACAACACCUCAGGCAAAGGAUCUGACCAGCAGUCUUCUGAACAAUAUGACAUCUCUGAACAACCUCGGUUUAAACUCUGGGACUAGGACGAUGCCCCUACAGGGUGGCACCAUUUCCUCUACCUUCCCAGCAGCACCCACCAUGGGUGGAAUGGGCACCAUGGGCGUCAGUAACGGCUUCAAUUCACCCAUGGGAUUCCAGACGGGAGGUAUGGUGAUGGCCAUGAGACCCGCCACUCCUGCCCUCUAUGGAGGGAUGGCCACCACUACCAGCGCUCCAAAUUUCAGUGCCCUCACCCAAAACAAGAACCAAAAUCAAACCGGCAAAGCCCCUGACAUGUCCGCCCUAGACUCCCUCUUCACUUCUAAUAAACCCAAAGUCAGCCUGAACCAAAUGGCCCCUAAACCAGCCCAAGGAACCACUGCACCUUCUCCGUGGCUCAAUCAGUUUGGUACAGGCCAACCUUCCCAGACUGCACCCAUACAGGCACCUCCAAUGGGGAUGACGGGAGUUCAAGGUGGUUUUGGAGUCCAAGCAAACCCGUUCUUCAACCCCCAGAACUUCUCGCAACCCGUGGCUUCUUCCACAAUGAACACUGGCAUGAUAAAGCAAAGUGCUUCAGUCAACAACGAUUUUAAGGACCUCUUCGGAUAAAACAUAUGCCUUUCGUUCACAUUCCCUGUUAUGUGGGAAUCGAAAGCGAAACAACAUCAGCAGCGAAGAUGACAGUAAAAAAUUUAGUUGGAGGGUUGGACAUGGUAUCCUUGAAAGAUGAUUUUGUUUUAGUUUUUGUCUUUUUUGGGGGGGAUCUUAUCAUGGUGUGAAUCAAAAGCAAACUGCACCAAACAAACUGUCAUGUUUGUACUGAAAGCUUGGGCUCUUCUACCGAAAGCUGCUUCAGUUGGUGGAUGCCUUGCAUUUGGUGUAUCGUUUGGGUUAAAACGCGCCCCAGAAGAAAGAUACACAUACAAAAGGGUUAACAAAUUUGGCGUUACAAACUCAAGCUUUUUUGGUUUUAUUUCCUUUUUGCUAGAGCCUCACGUUCACUGCUCGCCUGAAUGAGCUGACUUCCUCUACCACAACAAACAUCAUCGAUGGCCUCAGAAAUUGCUGGUGAGGUCUCUCAGUUGUGUUCUCUCUCGUCUGAGAUAUGCGAUAGAUAAGUAAAUAAAUCAGUGCAUAGUUGGUACCUGAAUGAGUCUUUUUAUAAUGUGUUAUUUGUGUAUAUACUGUAUCUGGUGAUUAUUGUUUGAGUUUUAUACUGAGAAAUGAUCCACAGAGGUGAAAUUUAUUAAAGGAAGUACACUUUCUUCAUACUGUAGGUGCACUUAAUGUAAUUGAGCUUAAAAAAACCUGUAGGGUUUAAGAUAUUUUUGGGAUAUUGUCAGUACUUUUAAAGUGAGUUUGUGCUUCACUGUAAUGGCUUCGUUCAUGAAACACUAGCAGAAUGAAUUUCUGGGGCGAAUCUCAUGAAGAAGGGGGUCAUAUUUCAUCCCAAAACCCAAAGACAAAAUUACAAGGAUUUUUUUUUUCUGUAAUAAAAAAGACUUUUUAAGUUAGCUUAUUGUUAAAUUCAGUACAGAACUUAACAAUACUUAAAUAUUUACUUUAUAUUUCCAUUGUAUUCUCAUUAUUGUAAUGAGAGAAUGUGUAUUACACUUACAUAUUUUUUCAGAUUACAGUAAUGAAAAUAUUUUUGCAUUACGGUAAUGAGAAUUUUUUUUUUUUACCUUUUACAGAAAUACUUUUUUUUUUUUACAAUACAGAGAUGUUUUAUGAUAUUGAGAAUUCCUUUUAUUGCACUGCAUAAUGAGAAUUGGUGGAAAAUCUGCUUAAAUGUCAAGUACAUUUCACAAUGCAACAGGUUAGAAAUAUGUCUAAUAUGUUAAAAAAUAUAUAUUGUGCAUUUUGGGUUGAAAUAUGCACUUCCUAUAGUUCUUGGGAAAAUCACAUAGAAUUUUCCCAAGAACUAUAGGAAAAAGUUACAUAGAAAUGUGUUUCAUGAAUGAAGCCCGAUGCGUUUGUUUCUCUUUCCGUUCUCUGCUGUUACUUCCUGCCCUGUGUUAAAUCAUCUGUGUUAUCCUGUAAUGCUGUGUUUUUUGGGGGUGUUACAUUUAGCUACAUUUUUGUUUGUCUGUUAUUAUUAUAUACAGCAGUUUCCUGUUGUGGGAACUCAAUUCCAUAUCAUGACCAAACCGCUGCAACACAGCAAAUCACCAAAAUGUGUAUUAUUUCUGGAAAAGAACAUGAAUGAAGUGUACAGUAUAUAGAGGUGAACUGCCACCGCUUAGAGUUUUUCUUUUUCUUUUUUUUUCUUUUUUUAAUACGAAUGAAUCACUUUCCUGAGGAGAAUCUUUAAUAUCCAGACAGGUUUUAUUAAAAGGGAAUGCUUUUCCUGGUCUUAUGAAUGAGAGGCCUUAUGUUGAGAAUUGUGCAAUAGCAGGUCUGUGAUGGAGAUUGUGAAAAUAACUUUCUGUAUGAGCGUUUCACUACAUGCAGUUUUCAAAUAGUCUAAAUUAAGGUAGAUAAAACAUCUGGGUUGUUUUAAUUUUUAAAAAAUGUGAACUGAAUUGUUGGAAAGAUGGUGAUUUUUGGAAUCAAAUAAAUUGCUUAUUUAAAGGGUAA